This is a messenger RNA of Drosophila busckii, 1706 nucleotides long. RefSeq names its product potassium channel subfamily K member 1 (gene sand). Gene Ontology annotation, cellular component: membrane. The transcript has 7 exons. The coding region runs from base 486 to 1685 and encodes 399 amino acids. NCBI's taxonomy places the organism in Eukaryota, Metazoa, Arthropoda, Insecta, Diptera, Drosophilidae. The record is from RefSeq and is a predicted model, not a curated record. Gene Ontology annotation, molecular function: potassium ion leak channel activity. Gene Ontology annotation, biological process: potassium ion transmembrane transport; stabilization of membrane potential.
AAUUGUGUGCGCUCUCUUUCGCUCUUAUACACGCGCUGGCUGUUCAUGACGUCAUGCCGGCAAAACGCGGCGACGGCGACGGCAUCUGCAAUUUAGCAACAACAAAAACAGCAACAAUAACAAAAUAUAAUCAAUAAACAUACUAGCGUAUACGCGAUUUAUCAUAUGUAUAAAGCAUACGCCUAGUGUUCAGCCAACAACGCGUGCACGCUUAUCAAUUAGCUCAACCAGCAACCCAAUACGCCGACUAGAAUAAUUAGUUUUUGCGGAUUUGUCAGUCUAAUGAGCUGAGCCACAUGUCUUAGCCACAAGUACUUCUGUACAUUGUACAUCUGUCUGUAUAUAUUGCAGACAGCUCCAAGCCAAUGGAUAAGGCAAGCGCUUUGAAGCAUGCCACUGCAGCAAGAACGACUAACAGAGAAAAUUGUGGCCUCACAUCGAGCUGUUAAUUGUGGCAGCCACCAACUGCAUGUCGGCAUUGCAGCAUGUCUUCGCGUCGCAGCUCGUUUCGGCGCAGAGCCGCAGAGAAGCCGGCGUUUGAGCGCUUCAAGGAUCACUUUCGCCACUUCACGGCGUUUAUGUUCAGCAAUGUGGGCAUUAUACUGCUCGUGACAUUCUAUACCAUUGGCGGCGCCUUCAUCUUCCAGGCCAUUGAAAUGUACGAAUACGAAAAGUUGAAGCUGGAGAAGCCGCAUCGCUUCAUUGAGCGCAACAUGAGCGGCGAGUGUCUGACACGCAUCUGGGAGCUGACUGCGGAAAAUAUAAGCUUCUAUGAUCAUCAGGCCUAUAGGAAGCGUGUAAACGAAGUGCUGCUGGAUUAUCAGCGCGCUCUGGUCAAGAAACAGCUGAAGGGUCCGGAUAUGGAUCAUCAGUGGAGUUUCUCGGGUGCGUUUCUUUACUCGCUGACAGUCAUCACAACCAUUGGCUAUGGCAACAUAACGCCCAACUCCAACUGGGGCAAGCUGGUGACCAUUCUGUAUGCCAUCAUUGGCAUGCCGCUCUUUCUGCUCUAUCUGUCCAAUAUUGGCGAUGUGCUGGCCAAGUCCUUUAAGUGGAUCUACUCCAAGGUCUGUCUCUGUCGCAUUUGUCCAGGCGUAGCCAAGCGACGCAUCAUACGCGAGCGACGCAAACUGCGUCAGCUGGCCAGAGCGUUGCAGCAGCAUCAGCUGGAGAGCGCACGUGCCAGCGCCAGCAGCAGCACCAGUUGUUCCUAUUCCAGCAGCAGCAAUAGCAGCAGCAGCGACUAUACCCGCAGCACGCUCCAGAGUUCCAGCAUUUUGGAUGUACCUUGCUCCGAUUCCGACUCCGACAUUGAGCGCCAGAUACGCGGCAGCACGGAUGAAAUAACCGUACCGCUGACUGUCUGCGUGUUUGUUAUGGUCAGUUACAUUCUAUCUGGUGCUGUACUCUUUGGCCGCUGGGAAGAUUGGAACUAUAUGGAUGGCAGCUACUUUUGCUUCAUUUCGCUUAGCAGCAUUGGCUUUGGCGAUUUGGUGCCAGGUGACCGAGUGAUAACCGCUGAUAAAGACAAGGUCGAGGUGAGCUUCAUUCUAUGCGCCGUUUAUCUGCUGCUGGGCAUGGCCUUGAUUGCCAUGUGCUUCAACUUAAUGCAGGAGCAAGUCAUACACAACAUGCGCGCUAUUAAACGUGCCUUUAAAGCCUGCUUUCGCUGUCGCAGCUCCUAGACUGGAUGUACAAAUUGUCAG